Messenger RNA from Gambusia affinis (western mosquitofish), 3309 nucleotides. It is a transcript of the gene kcnip3b, whose product is annotated as Kv channel interacting protein 3b, calsenilin. Bases 1678 to 2514 code for a protein of 278 amino acids. The record is from RefSeq and is a predicted model, not a curated record. Gene Ontology annotation, cellular component: nucleus; voltage-gated potassium channel complex. The transcript is spliced from 7 exons. Gene Ontology annotation, biological process: negative regulation of transcription by RNA polymerase II; regulation of potassium ion transmembrane transport. NCBI's taxonomy places the organism in Eukaryota, Metazoa, Chordata, Actinopteri, Cyprinodontiformes, Poeciliidae. Gene Ontology annotation, molecular function: DNA-binding transcription repressor activity, RNA polymerase II-specific; potassium channel regulator activity; RNA polymerase II cis-regulatory region sequence-specific DNA binding.
CUAGAUUAAAAAUAAUUUGUGUUUUAGCAGUGUGUAAAUAUGUGCUUUGCUGGAUUUCAGCAGCAUAUCUUGGAUACUUAUGUUGACAUUUGGUGAUAAUCCUUUUUAAAUGUUUGUUUUUUAAGGAAUUACUGGGUGAAGGAUGGUGAAUUUAAUUUACUGUCUGACGAUUUUUCCACGGCUGUUGAUGGAUAAAAUCUCCUAUGCUCUAACAAAGUUCCUCUAGUUCCUCUGGGCCCAUUUCUCUAUUGAAAAGAAAUGGGCCCACAGCAUCACAGAUCCUCUACCAUGUAGUGAGCAUCGGGUGCUGCUCCACAUGUCUUAAUCUAUCGGAGCGUUUGCUGCCAAAAAGUCCAAUCUUGGCUUCAUCUGAGCAUGAUUCCAGUUUUAUUGAACUACAUGUUUAUUUUUGAGGUGCUAACAGUCUUUUUCUCUCCUCGCUCUGAAUCAAUAAUUUGGUGCAUAGGCAGCAUCCAAAAACUGUUAUGGAGACAUCAUGACUUCAAGAUGCUGCGGCUUUCUAAUAGCUCGUUUGUUAUCCCCUUUAGAGCAGCUUGGAUUGUCAUCCAGCCUUGCUUCUCUCCAGCUGUUUGUUUGUGACUGAAUGUAGAUUUUGUCAAGGUUGGGUUUGUAGCAGCUUUUUCUAGACUUCUAAAAAUUAAUAUUUGUUUUUUCUUGAUUGGCAUGUUCUCUUGUCUUCCUCAUUCUGAAUAGUGGCUUAGAGAAAUGAGAAGCAGAACGUCAUGGAUUUAAGUCAAACAUUCAUACUGACUCUGAUAGACAAUAUAAAUUUCUAAUAAAAUUUAUAGAAACAUUAUUUAGCUUUAUUUUUGCAGGAAUGUUCUCCAUGUGCAUGCAGGGGUUUUCUCUGGGUACUCCGGCAGAAUGUUUGAUGGAUGGUGAAUGUUUGGACUGCUAGUCAGUCUCUAACACUGAACAUGCAUUAAAAAUACGUUUUAUGUCUCAGCAAGUGAUGUUCCCCCCACAGAAUGAAUGAACUCAAAUAAAAAGUUGAAUUGUUGAAAUGUAAUCUGAUGCUUCUGCAAAAAAAGAUAAAUUGAUUUCAAUGUUUUUAAUAUAUCUUAAUCAGGAAUGACAAUAAUCGUAGAAGGUGCUCUAUAAGUUAGAGCUCCCUGAGAUCAAGAAUGAGUGGUUCAUGUCAUGGAAAAAUACAUUUUACAUUCAAAGGGAUCCAGAUUUUGAGAUUAAGCAACAGCAGAGACCUACGUAAUCAAAGUUUCAUUUCUCGUUGAACCAAAUGAACCCAAAAGAAAUGAACUGAUGUGACGUAAAAUCAGACCCUCGGUUCCUCUCUGUUGAUUUUGGUUAAUGUUUCACAGUGUGUAAUAGUCUCUGCUCUGCUGGGUGUUUGAACUGGACAUUUUUUCCUCUCCAUUACACCUCUUAGGAUCUGACCCGAAUUGACUUGUUUUCUCUUGUUUUGUUUUCCUUCUCCUUACUGUCGCUCUCCCACUGUUCUCCAUUUACUCUUUUUCAAUCCAUCUUGGUGUCAACACCAACUCCUCCUCUUCCUCCGCCUCCUCUGUUCUCUUUGUCUGAAGAUGCAGAUUGUUGCCUCUUCUUCCCCCUAAACUUGCAUGUUUUCCCUUCUUGCCUCCCUGUUAAACGUGGGAACCCACCCUCACCCUCAAUUGUUUGCCUGCCUUCACUCACUCGAUGUCUGUCCCGUCCUCCCUCUUUCUCUCUUCAUCUUUCCCUCUCUGCACCACUUCUUCUCCUUCUCUUCUUCCUGUCUGUCGAUCCGUCCCUGUCCUCCCUUCGUCUCUUGCUCCCACAGAUAGCAGCGACAGUGACCUGGAGCUGUCAACGGUGCGUCACCAACCCGAAGGGCUGGACCAGCUGCAGGCCCAAACCAAGUUCACCAGGAAGGAGCUUCAGUCUCUUUAUCGAGGCUUCAAGAACGAGUGUCCCAGUGGGAUGGUUGAUGAGGAGACGUUCAAGACCAUCUAUUCUCAGUUCUUUCCCCAAGGAGACGCUUCCACUUACGCCCACUUCCUCUUCAACGCCUUCGACAUGGAUAGAAAUGGCUCGAUCCGCUUUGAGGACUUCGUCAUCGGCCUGUCGGUUCUGCUGAGAGGUUCGGUCACAGAGAAGCUCAACUGGGCUUUCAACCUCUACGAUAUCAAUAAGGAUGGUUACAUCACCAAAGAGGAGAUGCUUGCUAUCAUGAAGUCCAUCUAUGACAUGAUGGGGCGAUACACGUACCCCUGCGUACGGGACGAUGCGCCGUCAGAGCAUGUUGAUAAGUUCUUCCAGAAAAUGGACAAAAACAGAGACGGGGUGGUGACUAUUGAAGAGUUCAUAGAGACGUGUCAGAAGGCAACUACUUCAUGUAGAAACAAACAAAAACACAGUAGGGAUACGACCUGUGUUUACAACCGCAGAUCUAACUACAUCUGCACUAAUGAAGGUUUUCAAUCCGUCCUGCUGUCCUGUUCUGGCAAAAGUUGUUUUUCCCCACAUGUCAAUUUAUUGAAUCAACACCCAAAAUAAAAACCCACCAGCUGUUAAAAUGUGUGAUUAUGGCAGUUGAAAUGUACAUAAAGUAUUUUUUAGACUCACCACACCAUCAUUGCAAAAACCCCCAAAACAAAACACUUGUUUACAGGCUUAUAAGUGUAUUGUUAUCUAGCAAGCAUCUUUGCUUUAAAAUGUCAUUUAUGAGAGCUAUAAUUACUUGUUUUGGGAACAUCCCAGUGUUUAAAUUUUAUUAAUCUUUUAUAAUUUCUCUCGUAAGACAUGUAUACAAUUUCAAUGCCGUCCACUGAAGAGGAAACCCAUAAACAUCUAUUAGAGCUGUAUUACCAACAUUAACCAAACAUUUACCAUAAACUAUUUUUCUCAAUUAAGUUUGAUUGGUUUGGAUAUUUUUUUUCUCCUAAUAAAAUUAAUCAUAAUUUGAAAACUGCAUUUUGUAUUUAAUCAGGCUAUCUCGGUCUGAUAUUUUAAUGUGUUUAAUGAUUUGAAACAUUCAAGUGUGUCAAGAAAGCAGAAACUGAAUAAAACUGUAAGGCAAAUGUGUCAAACUUAAGGCCCGAGGGUCAAAUCUGGCCCGCCAUAGUUAUUUACGUGGCCAAAUUACAUCAUUGUGAAAAGAUGUUGAAUGCUAUUUAAUUUUACAAAGCAAGCUAUAAUAUUUUAGCAGUUUAACAAGUAGCUCUUUGACAAAAUUCCUGAUCUUGGUGUUUGAGGGAGCGAAUACUUUUUCACAUCACCGCAGGUUGUUUUUGUACUUGGUUUAAAAAACAGAGAGACGUUUUUCUGAAAGUGAGUCUAAACUUUAGCUUC